AUGGAAAUCGUAUGUGUAACAGGCGCCGGAGGCUUUGUAGCUUCAUGGGCAGUUAAGGAGCUAUUGGCGAAAGGUUAUGUUGUUCAUGGAACUGUAAGAGACCCCGAUGACGAGAAGAAGAAUGGUCACCUGAAGAAGCUGGAGCAUGCUAAGGAGAGGCUUCAUCUCUUCAAGGCAGACUUGCUAGACUACGAUAGUCUCUGUACCGCCAUCAGUGGAUGCACUGGGGUUAUCCAUGUUGCUACACCCGUUCCUGCUGGAAAAGUAGCUGAUCCUCAGGAAGACAUGCUUAGACCUGCCAUAACAGGAACGCGAAACGUAAUGAAUGCAUGUUUUGAGAGUAAAGUGAAAAAAGUUGUGGUAGUUUCAUCUAUAGCUGCUGUGAUAGGAAACCCUGGUUGGCCAAAGGAUCAAGCAAUGGAUGAAAAUUGUUGGACUGAUGCUGAUUAUUGCAUGAAAGCCGAAAAGUGGUAUUGUGCUAGCAAGGCUAUAUCAGAGCGUGAAGCACUAGAAUUCGGAAAGAUGAACAACCUUAAUGUUGUGUCAAUUUGUCCAUCUGUAGUAUUUGGGCCAAUGCUUCAACCAAAAUUAUGUACCACUAACAUGAUCCAGCUGAACCUCUUUAAAGGCGAAAAUACAUUCAAUCUCGUUGAGCUUGACAGAGCAGAAGAAGAUAUAUUUGUUCCUAUCGUGGAUGUUCGUGAUUGUGCCAAAGCGUUGCUCCUUGCCUAUGAAAAGCCAGAAGCAGAGGGGCGGUACAUUUGUUCUUCACAUUGUUUGAAGAUAUCUGCUUUAAUAAAAAUGCUAAAGGGAUUGUUUCCGCAUUACAAACAUCCUACCAAGCUCCCAGCUGCUUUAAAUAAUGAACAAAUGAAUUACACAUGUGAGAAGAUAAGGAAUCUUGGAUGGAAUUAUAUGCCACUUGAGAAGACAUUGGCUGACUCUGUCAAAAGGAUGAAGGAAACUGGUUUUCUACAUUAA
This is a messenger RNA of Erigeron canadensis, 981 nucleotides long. RefSeq names its product cinnamoyl-CoA reductase 1-like. Gene Ontology annotation, molecular function: oxidoreductase activity, acting on the CH-OH group of donors, NAD or NADP as acceptor. The record is from RefSeq and is a predicted model, not a curated record. Bases 1 to 981 code for a protein of 326 amino acids. The transcript has 4 exons. NCBI's taxonomy places the organism in Eukaryota, Viridiplantae, Streptophyta, Magnoliopsida, Asterales, Asteraceae.